Messenger RNA from Cavia porcellus (domestic guinea pig), 1186 nucleotides. RefSeq names its product collagen, type I, alpha 1b-like. The record is from RefSeq and is a predicted model, not a curated record. NCBI's taxonomy places the organism in Eukaryota, Metazoa, Chordata, Mammalia, Rodentia, Caviidae. Bases 1 to 1128 code for a protein of 375 amino acids. The transcript has 4 exons.
AUGUCCCUCAACAGGCAAAGCGAUAAAGAAGAUGUAGUGUUUACACGUUAUGGAGCACUAAUGUGUCACGAAGAAACAACCGAGUCAUUUGUAGGAAAAUGGAUACCCCUUGAGGCUAUAGUGUUAACUGAAAUAAAUCAGGUGACCAAGGGCCUGACUUGGACUUUCACUGGGAGACAAUGUGAGAUACUUCUCCAAAGCAAGAUUACCAUGCAGAUCUUAGGUUUCCUACUUGAGUGGGCUGCCAGCCUGCAGGACCCUGAACCUUCCAAUAGGUAUCGAGAAAACAAUGCUGAGCACCCAGCGGUCACUUACGUCCUUGGCCGGCGGGCUGUGUCCCGGACUGGGGCAGCGACCCCUCCGCCAAGUCGCAGCCGCAGGGCUCCGGGCUGCACUUCCUCCAGGGACGGCCUGCAGAAUCACCUGCGCGGGCCAGAAAGGGGCCUUCAGCCGCCGAGCUCCCCGGGCGGGCUCGGGUCAGCGGAGGACUUCGGGGCAGUGAGCAGGCUCCGUGCAACCGCCGGAGCGCCGGCCUCGGGAUACGAACAGCCCCGCGGACUCCCGGGGCUCGGCCCCGGCCUGGCGCGGCCCCGGCGGGGGGCGCAGGGAGAAACGCACGUGCGGCGAGGCGCCCGCGGGAAGGCGAGGCGGCGCCACCGUCCGGAGCCUGGGACCCCCGGGGCGCCCCGCCGGCGAAGUCGCGAGAGGGGCGCCGUGGACCACAGGUGGCCGCGGCCGGCGGCCGGAAGCUGGGCCUUCCCCGCGCUCACCGCAGCCGCAGCUCUGCCCGGCGGCGGCGUCGGCGUCCGCGUCCGCGUCCGCGUCGCACAGGCCCCACCCGGCCCGCGCCAGGGCACCGCGAGGCACCUGCCCUUCGGCCGGCGCUGCCCACGGGGGCGGGGCCGCACGCCGCGCUCCGCCCGGGCGCUCCGGGAGGGGCAGGGCCGAGCCCCGGGCCCCGGCGCGACCCCGCUGCUGCCGACCGGCCGGCUCCAGACCCGGAAAAGCGACGUCGGCCGGGCAGUCCGUCAGCGGGCCCCUUCUGGGCAUCCCGCGGGCGGUGGGCCGAGCGCGCCCCCUGCUGGUGACAAUAUAAACGGGAUGAACUUGAAACUUGCAUGCCACUAAGCAACGUCAUGAGGUGCACUGUAUGUUUUUUUUUUUAAAUAAAAGUCUGCAAAUAACA